AUGCACGUCAGGCAGCAGAAGCCAUACAGCGACGUCAAGCGCAAGCGCACAACUAAACCGCGCAUCAAGAAUGAACCACCGACUGCUCUCUCGAAAUUGUCAAGUCCCUCCAUCCCCACACCUCCCGCCCCCGGUAUCGGCACCAUAUUAUUUCGCAAGCUCUGUGCCGAGAAGAUUCGCACAGACUACCCUGGAGUCGAGCCACGCAGCGACUUCGAUCUUGUCGCUUUGGGGAGUAGGCGCUUCCACGGUUCCCCGGCCGAAAUCUACGCACAGCUGGACGAGCAACUCGCAAGCCACGUCGAGUCCGAUGGCUACGAGUUUAUCAUGAACAGCGCGAAGAAGCUUUGUGACGCCUAUGUCGAGCCAACCGGGAUCAAGCCCGGACAGCUCGGCACUGGCGAGAAAUCCGUCUUCAUCCGCCCCAUCCCUGACUCCAAGUACUCAAUCCGACUGUUUCCCGGUUCGAUAUCUGCCGCCGAGUACUGCCUGGACUUCGUCGAGUCUGCGACCGGGAAGGCCGUCAACUCUCCCUUCAAGUUCGAGCUCUGGGCAAUACCGAACCCGGAUACGCCAUGGCUCUCCUUUCAGAUAUGCGGGCAGCUACGGUCGAUCGAACACGCGCACGGCAUCAAGCAGAAAGACAUACUGCCAGGCGCGGAGAAGUUCAUCUUGCGGGACGGGCAGACGUGUGUGCUGGUGCGUCCGGGGAAGCGGUCUAUACGCUUCACGGUGCCCGUGCGGAAGGUGAAGGCUCCGGACGUAAUCGAUGAUGUGGACGUCCUAGACUUGCCUCAGUUCAUUGACCCUUGAUUCAUCGCUGCAUCUGCCAUUGCUUUGUCGUUAUCCCUGUAGACCCGGAAUGUAAUCUUAGGAGACCCGUGUAUGUAUUGUAUUUACUAGUCAAUUAUGUUAUACGACUCGCC
Molecule: messenger RNA, 926 nt
Organism: Trametes versicolor FP-101664 SS1
Lineage: Eukaryota; Fungi; Basidiomycota; Agaricomycetes; Polyporales; Polyporaceae
Exons: 3
Coding region: 1-813 (270 amino acids)
Source: RefSeq, a predicted model, not a curated record